AUGAAGAAGAAACAUUUGGAAUGGUUUUUAUCCGAGAUUGAAACAUUCAAGAAUCCAAAAUUACAACUUGAGCAAUAUUCAACGAGCGUUGCACUUGCAGAGGCUAUACUGGCUGCAAUAAAUGAUGAAGGAUGUCUUGAGGGUUGUACGGUGGCUGAUUUGGGAUGUGGUUGCGGCAUAUUGCUCCUGGGAGCGGUUAAAUUGGGUGCGAGUUAUGGCUUAGGUGUUGAAAUCGAUGAGGACGCGCUGAAAAUUUGCCAAGCAAAUAUUGAGCAUUGCGGUUUGGAAAGUAAUGUGGAUGUAUUGCGGCUGGAUGUUACAAAAGCAAUAUCAAGCAUAAAGCCAAUUUUUGACACAGUUAUUAUGAAUCCACCGUUUGGCACAAAAAAUAAUUCUGGUAAAGAUCUACAAUUUGUGGAAGCCGGCUUAGCAAUCCUGAAUAGCACUGGGAAAUUAUUUUCGUUGCAUAAACGCAGUACCCGGCGAUAUAUUGAGAAAUUUGCAUCACAGAAGCCGAAUAUCAGUGGAGAGUGCAUUGCCGAACUACAGUGGGACCUUCCUGCCACAUAUGCAUUUCAUAAACGCAAUUCUGUGGAUAUAGAAGUGGAUUUGUGGCUUUUCUCAAACUACCAUAAAAAUGGGCCAACAGUUCGGUGA
This is a messenger RNA of Gongylonema pulchrum, 657 nucleotides long. Lineage: Eukaryota; Metazoa; Nematoda; Chromadorea; Rhabditida; Gongylonematidae. The record is from the annotation of a GenBank genome assembly.